Molecule: messenger RNA, 1990 nt
Organism: Nematostella vectensis (starlet sea anemone)
Lineage: Eukaryota; Metazoa; Cnidaria; Anthozoa; Actiniaria; Edwardsiidae
Product: palmitoyltransferase ZDHHC15B
Exons: 10
Coding region: 10-1167 (385 amino acids)
Biological process (GO): protein targeting to membrane; peptidyl-L-cysteine S-palmitoylation
Cellular component (GO): endoplasmic reticulum; Golgi apparatus
Molecular function (GO): protein-cysteine S-palmitoyltransferase activity
Source: RefSeq, a predicted model, not a curated record
UUUCUGCGCAUGUGUGAUGCGAGCAGUGUUUUCAAGAUGUCCGCUUGUACUGUGGUUCUGGCUUGUAUGGUUCGUGGUUUUCAGUGGAUCCCCGUCAUAUUUAUUAACUCUGUGAUCGUUUGGUCCUACUACGCUUAUGUAUUCGUCUUGUGUUUCGAAAAUGUCCAAUCAAACAUCGAGAAAGCUGCUUAUUUGGUGGCAUUUCAUCCAUUCUUCUUCAUGCUUAUAAUUUCUUACUGGCGGACGAUAUUGGCUGACCAAGGAAUAGUGCCAAGUCAGUUUGCUCUAUCUAAAACCGAUAAAGAUCUUGUAGAAAAUGGGGAAAAUGUUCGAGAGGUGUUAACCCGAGUAUCAAAAAAUUUACCAACUGCAACCAGGACAUUAUCAGGUGGUGUUCGGUAUUGUGAUAUUUGUUGCCAUAUCAAGCCAGAUAGAUGUCAUCACUGCUCUAUGUGCCGCAAGUGUAUAUUAAAGAUGGACCAUCAUUGUCCUUGGGUCAAUAACUGUGUUGGCUAUUCUAAUUACAAGUUCUUUCUUCUGUUCCUGUUCUACGCAAUUCUCUACACAUUUUAUGUCACCGGGACAGUUACCAAGUAUUUCAUAGCAUUUUGGAGUAUUCCAAAGUCCAAGUUGGAAGAGCAGGGAAUAAGUCUGCAGAAACACCUCUUGAACUCUCUUGAAGGAGAGGGCAAGCUUCACAUUUUGUUUCUGUUUUUUGUGGCUUUGAUGUUCUGCAUCAGUUUGUGGUCAUUAUUUGGAUACCAUAUUUAUCUGGUCUCUCAAAAUAAGACCACUUUAGAAUCAUUCCGUGUCCCCCACCUGAGAUAUGGACCAAGUAAGGAUGCCUUCCACCUCGGAACCCGACUCAAGAAUGUGGAACAGGUGUUUGGCACAAGCGUAAUUAUGUGGUUCCUUCCAGUUUUUACCAGUCCAGGAGAUGGUGUUAACUUUCCUCUAAAACACUCGCCGGAGUCUGACCGUUUGCUCGAUAACGGUGAUCGAUGGAUGGAGGAGGGUGAUCUCGAGGAGCAGCCGACCACUGUUUGCGAUGGCUCGGCCGAGCUUCGGGAUGUAAACGAGUUAGAGCCGACCGUAGCCGUCACUCAAAAUAUCAAGCCCGACUUGAUAACUACUGUGAGGGAGGUGGAUGAGGGCGCCGACUUGUAGUACACCACGUGACCACCACGGGACCCCAGCCUUGGUUCAAGCUGUCAAAAUAUUAUUUGUCAAUCCAAAAAGACUCAGCAAUAGGUUUUAAAGUAAACUGUUUCAGACAGAGUCGUCUCUGAAAUUGAAAAUAUGUAUAAUUCCAAAUAAUCUGCUUCACGUCAAUGAAUUAGCAUAUUCUUCUAGGAUAUUUUUUUGUAAUUUGUUGCUUUUUGUACGUUUUUUUUUUCUCGCUGUGUGAAUAUGACAGGCCCUUAUUCAGGAUUUAUCUGGGGGGGGGGGGGGUGCGAAAUCCGAAAGAAGUGGACCUAAUUUUUCUUGGAAAAGGAGGGGGGGAGAGGGGACACCACAGUAAUCUAGCUUAUGCUUAAUAGCACGUCUAUUGAGAACCGAAAGUGGACUUUUGGCCGUUGUGGGGGGGAGGGUGCGUUCGCACCCCCCCCCACCCCCCCAUGAGUACGGGCCUGUAUGAACAGUUAACACAGCAAGAAAGUAUUUAUUUUAUGUAGGAGGUGAUAAUUUUUUAUUUUCAUAUUUCAAUAAAAAAAAAAUAAUUGGGAACAGAUACUUUAAAACCAGAGAUUUGGUGGUCGUUUUAAUUUAAAAUGCGUAACUAUGCUUUGACGAAGAGUAAAAAAAAAUGAUGUACUUAUAGUAUUUUGUAAAUAUUUCAGAAUUUUUUUUACAAAUGUCGCUGGCUUAUAAAAAAAACUUAAGGCAGGGUUUACUAGGUAUGUAGGUUAAGAUGUGUAAAUAUCGUGAAAUAUGUAUCAUUUGCAGUGCACAUUCAAUCGUUUUAAAAUAAAGUCCAUGUACAACUGUU